AUGAAGGAGAAGGCACAACAUCCGGACGCACUUGCAGGUCACAGAGGAGCUGUCAUCUCUGAACCGACACCGAACGCGGGUCGGGAUGGCGACAGCCUCAACAGACUCAGGACACGGGUCCACCAAGAUAACUCCUGAGAUGCUCCAGGAGAUGCUCCAGAACUACAACCUGAGCCGCCAGGAGUUUAUCAGCACUUACAACAUCCAGCCGCUCGUCUACAUCCCCGAGUUACCGUACAGCGCCAAGACCACCUUCGUGAUCAUGUACAUGGUCAUUUUCAUCCUGGCGCUGACUGGAAAUAGUUUGGUGAUCUACAUUGUUGUGAAGAAACGAGCGAUUCAGACGGCGACAGAUAUUUUUAUUUGCUCUCUGGCGGUCAGCGACCUGCUCAUCACUGUGUUCUGCAUGCCUUUCACCCUGCUGCAGAACAUCCUGUCUGAGUGGUUCGGAGGGGUUCUGGUUUGCAAGACAGUUCCUUUUGUGCAGACUACAGCCAUUGUGACAGGCAUCCUCACAAUGACCUGCAUUGCCAUUGAGAGAUACCAGGGCAUUGUGUUCCCACUGAAGAUGAGGAGGCACUACUCGUCUAAAAGGGCUUACAAGAUGCUAGGGCUGGUAUGGGUCGCUUCGGUGAUAGUGGGCUCUCCAAUGCUGUUUGUGCAACAGCUAGAGGUGAAGUACGACUUCCUGUAUGAUCACUACCACGUGUGCUGUCAGGAGAGUUGGCGCUCUCUGACUCACAGGCAGGCGUACACCACCUUCAUCAUGGUGGCUCUUUUCCUGCUCCCUCUGACAGCCAUGCUUUUCCUCUACACACGCAUCGGCAUUGAGCUGUGGAUCCGCAAGAGGGUGGGCGACUCUUCAGUGCUCAACACCAUGAAUCACAGAGAGAUCAAUAAGAUCUCACGGAAAAAGAAAAGAGCAGUUAAAAUGAUGAUUACCAUCGUUCUGCUGUUCACCAUCUGCUGGGCACCCUUUCACACAGUCCACAUGCUGUUUGAGUAUUAUGACCUGGAGAACAAAUAUGACGGUGUCACACUGAACAUGAUCAUCGCCAUUGUUCAGGCCAUCGGGUUCUUCAACAGCUUCAACAAUCCCAUCGUGUAUGCCUUCAUGAACGAGAACUUUAAGAAGAGCUGCGUCUCCACCCUCUCCGCCUGCAUCCGAAAGCCUAACCAGCACGGCAGCGCCAUGGUGGCGCCAGAAAUGACUGUGCAGUUUAUCAAACCCCAAAGUAGAGACGCCUUCAUGGAUUCUGGUGAAGGCACUAGCUCUAAGCCGAACUCAGAAGAUAAAGGACCCUCAUGUUCAUCACAUGAAGAGAGCUUGCUGGAAAUAAUUGGAGAAAAAAUGUCCACUAUCCAAACAGUGCUCCCCACAAACAGCUCCUCUCAAGUCAAAUGAGAAUUGGCUCAAAGUUCAGGAGUUGAAGUCGACCCCCUCCCCCUGUUGAUGGAGCAGCUGUAGGAGUAUCAAAUGUGAUUUCAGGUCUCACAGUUAUGGUUCAAGGUCCCAAAAAGUCCAACAGCUUGGAAACAUAUCUCUGAAGUGCCAGGGGCAAAAGCAUUUUUUCAUUCUGGUUUGGAGAACAACAGGAAGGAAAUGAAGAAAUUCCAAAAAAAGGCACUUUUGCUGUGAAGACUACCCCUGGAGCAAUCACGAUCAGCAGUCAGACACUGAACAACCAAUUUGUUAGAGAAUUUCUCUGACUAGAGAAAUCAUUUCUAUUGAGAUAUUUCUAAAAUCUGCAGGACAUUCAGCCUCUCUCAGUAAAUGCUUAAAAGUGUGUCAGAUGCAACUGUGUUCAGUGUCAUCCGAAAAAAGCACUUGACGGUCACCACUGUAGAGUUAUACUGAGUAUGCUACACUGAGAACUCUUUGGAAAAAACAACAUAGAGGACUUCAAAAGCUUUCUGCCUUUAAGAAGCAAAGGACGAUGCCUCAGCUUUUAUUGCACUGCUAGAUUUGCGUUAGUUUAAGGCAGCAUUGAAGUCAGUUCAGGUUCAAUUGCAAAACAUUAUCUUUAUAAGGUUGCUGUUCAGCUUCAUAGAUUUGUUUAUUGCUUUUAAAUCUUUUGGAGAUAGAGAUCGACGAUUCACACAAAUUCAGUCUGAUAAUGAAACACCUCUUAUUGCCAGCAGGAACAAACAUCCAUGUACACUUUUCACUUCUUUCAAUUGAACAAUUUAAUCAUUUUAUAUAAUGUAUUGACUUUUUUUAACUGCUAUAUAGAUAGCCCAAAUAGAUCCUGUGAAAACAACAGCCUUGUACUUUUUUCUCCAAAGGUUCUGUAUGCAACAUUCAAAGCAUUAAUAUAGCAGCAAACCACUAUCUGCUGAAAUGAAGUCAUGCUACCUCUGUGUGUGUGUGUUGUAAUCUGAGCCUCUCUGUGGUUUGUUGUGGUGAACAGGUCCAGCCGCUCAUUCAUGUUAGUGCAUGUUUGUAUGUCAGGGGCUAGCUCAUUGCUGCAGCUUUGCACUGUGUUCCUAUGGUUGCCUCUGAUAACGGGAUGCUCUGUCAGCACUGUUGCUGUUGUAAGCACUAUUUAUGGAGUUAGCACUGUUAGCUGCUAGCCACCAGCUCAGCCACCAUGUUGAGAACCAGACAAUUCAUACUCUCUGAAUUUCACAUAGAGCCCAUUUAAAGGGUGCUUCUUAAUCACCUUACAUACGGCAUGCCCUUUUAACAUUUAAUCAGCAGGACUUAUAAGUACCAAUGUAGUUUCACUGGUGGAGAUGACUUUUCAGCAUGUCAAAAUGUCAUUUUGACUAGUUAAAAUAUUAAUUCAAGAUAUCUGUAAAACAAUUGACACGUUACAAAUAUGGCUUGCAUACUGCAACAUAUGACUGGAUGCAGUAGGACAUCCUGAGGUCUCAUUUAUAACCUUUAGGUAUGCACAAAACUAGGCCUCAAAGUGGUAUACGCCGCUUCCCUCACAAGAGUUAUGAUCUGUAAAAGACCAACUUGACAGGAGAAUGUGUGCACCUGUACGGAAACUGUACUUGUGAAUUGAAGCCAGAUUGUAGAAAUGAAAUGUUAGAGGAAUCCUUAUACUUAUAAUGAUUCUUCUAACACAUUAACUUUCACUUCAUAUCAUGCUUUAGUUAUAAAUCCACAUUAAUCAGAAACAUUCAGUCAGGCAGUUUUAUUUGUGCCAGUAAGCCCAAGGUGUGAGGCAAUAAGUCUGAUGCUGUAAACAUAUAAAUACUGCAGUCACUUUGUUCUUGCAUGAUUCACUAUGAAGAACGACUGAUCAGCAGGGUCAUUUCUAUGGAUCAGCAUUCAUGAUGUGCUUUGCAUUGGCUAUUUAUGGUUGAAUGUGGGUGUGUAGAGGGCAGGAUAUGAGGCUGAUCCACAUGCGAACCAUUGACUAAGCCCUGCUCCUUUGUGAUGGUCCGACAAGCUGUCGGAGUAAGCAUGGAGCCCACACUGUAACUAACUGCACUCCCUGAAGAAAUAUUAUUUUUGAAGCAAUGAAACAGUGAUUCCAGAGAGAAGCAGACAGAGGGGUCUACAGUCUGUGUUUGAAGGAUAUAUCCAGGAUGUCAAACUGACUCAGCAGCAACAACAGGUUCAAAAGACAAAGAUAGUUAGAAGCUAAAGCCGAACUAUAGGCUACAGAUCACAGUGUAAAAGUGAACCACCACAUCACUGCUGAUCGCCACACAAGACAAUGAAUAUAAAGGGAAACUUUGCUGAUAUUGAACCAGCUGUGUGGCACCACAGUGUGUGCAGAUAAACGCUGAAGAAAGCUUGCUGGAAACAUUGAUGUCAAAUGGAAUAGCUGUAGGGGUCAGUUGCUACCAGUCACAAUCACAUUAUGGACAUGGUGGCUUGGAAAUCUAACCAGUCAAAUAGCACUUGUUGAUAUCUACAAUUGCUAACAGUGUUGCUUAUUAAAUGUUAAGAGGACUUACCAUACCGGUUUUAGACUCAGCUCUUUUUUUUUGUAAAACAAAUUUGAUAAUAAACAAUACAUAUCAUUUUAUGGUUUAUUGAAAGAAAAAAGGUCCGAUUCACAUGCACCAAACCAGUGCAGCCUUUUGAUGUUAUAAUCAUGACAUGAAUCACACCAUCUUUCUUCUAUCACUGGAAACAUACGGCCAUUUCACACACAUGAGCAGAAAACAUAAAUGAGAUAGGAAUGGCAGCAUUACACACACACAGGGGACACAAUUAUCUCAAUGUGUUUGUUUAAUGGUACUGUGAAAUAUUUUUGUAAUGUUGAUAUUGACACAACUUAAGUGAAUGUUUGGUGUUUACAAAAAAGUAUGUUUCGUAACAUGUUUUGUAACAGCAGCUUGGCUUUUAUGCAAUGCUCUGUGCAGAUUGUUGUUUUUAAAGACGUUGCUUGGAAAAUCAAAUCGUGAUAAUUAAUUGAAAAUUGAUUUCUUUCAUUGUUUUUUUAAAAUGCAGAUCACUGGAUCAGAGUGCCAGUAGGCUCUAUUUUCUGCUUGUGUCAAACAAGUGUUGUCCUUGGAUGACUGUAUCAGUGGCAUUUCGUAAAGAUUUUGCUCUUUCUAUAUGCAAGAACAGGAUUUUGCAGUAAAUGAGGUCU
Messenger RNA from Epinephelus moara (kelp grouper), 4559 nucleotides. RefSeq names its product pyroglutamylated RFamide peptide receptor b (gene qrfprb). Gene Ontology annotation, molecular function: neuropeptide Y receptor activity; peptide binding. The transcript has 6 exons. Bases 86 to 1405 code for a protein of 439 amino acids. Gene Ontology annotation, cellular component: membrane. Lineage: Eukaryota; Metazoa; Chordata; Actinopteri; Perciformes; Serranidae. The record is from RefSeq and is a predicted model, not a curated record. Gene Ontology annotation, biological process: G protein-coupled receptor signaling pathway.